Messenger RNA from Misgurnus anguillicaudatus (oriental weatherfish), 1569 nucleotides. The record is from RefSeq and is a predicted model, not a curated record. Lineage: Eukaryota; Metazoa; Chordata; Actinopteri; Cypriniformes; Cobitidae.
UUAAGGGUUUGGAAGACACCAAAGCUUCAUCCCAGACCGUCAGAGCAUAUAAAGCUGAGGAGAGACUGCUGUGCUUUCUUGUGUGUUUGGAAGACCAAUCAUUCGUGUGAAUUGCAAGUUGAGAAUUUUUGUGAAAAGAGCGCUGAGAUAUGGAGCACCUGACAGUUCUCGCUCUGGCAAUAGCCGUGUGCUUAGCUCUUUGUAACGCUUCUCCACUGAUGACAACGCCAGAUGACCGUCAAAUAGCAGAGGAUGACCGACUCGAGAUCCCGGCUCUGAAUGGGGUUGGAGAAUCUGCAGAUAAACCUGAGCCAAAGUCUGAGCCAACUCCAUUUUCUGACCUGAGCAACGCACCUGAGCCAUGCAAUCCUAACUUAGUGUUUGAUGCAGCAACCAGCAUUUUGGGAGAACUGUACUUCUUUAAAAAUAGAUACUACUGGAAGAAAGGAUAUUACAGUGGACUUUCACAGCAUAAAAUAAGCUCUUUGUGGCCGUCUAUUAAUUCGGUUGAUGCUGCUUACACAGCGAAGGACAGAACCACUACCGUCCUCUUUAAAGGUCAGCAGUACUGGGUUGUCAAAGGCAGCGAAAUCUUAUAUCCCCAACCCAUUUCCAACUUUGGGUUUCCCUUGUAUGUGAAAAAGAUUGAUGCAGCCAUAUAUGUGGCAUCCACAGAUGAAACUCUGUUCUUUGUCGGAAGCAACUAUUGGAGCUACAAUGGACAGACAGGUAUACUGGACCUUCCUAAAAGCAUUCAGCAUUAUAUACCUGGAAUUGGGUCACGUGUGGAUGCUGCAUUUGAAAAUGGUGGUUACCUGUAUUUCUCAAAUGGUGCACAGCAAUUUGAGUAUGACUUCAGCGCAAAACGAGUGAAUCGUGUUCUGAAGAAUUAUGAUUGGUUGAACUGCUACUAAACAUAAAUAACAGAAAAUAUAUACAUUUUAUCUUUAUAUAUCUUUAUAAUAUGAUUUAUGGGUGGUUUUCUGGACAGGGUCUAUAGGCUUUAGUUACUGUAUAUUAUCACAUUUAAGUAGGUUAAGUAGACAAACAUCUUGAGACAAAACAAUGGCAUUGUUAUAACUUAUGUCAGUGAAAGAUAUGUUAAGUUGUUCUCAAGUAAGCAUUUAGUCUGGGGCUUAAAGCCCGUCCAGGAAAUGUUUAAGCACUCCUUUAAGUUUCUGUUCAUUGUGGAAAAUCUGUACUAAUUAAGAAAUAAAUGAAACACUUUUUGAUCAAUUAAAUAUUUGUUGUUACUGAAUCCUCAUGAAGAAUAUGUGUAGUGCUUACUAGUGACUAGUAAGUCACUCUAAAUAAAUUUAAACAGGGUAAAAUAUGAGCCUUACAGUGUAAACACAUUGAAAGUGAAUUAAGGCCUGUAUCAACACUGCUGUUCAUUUUAUUAUUGCAAACUCUUGUGUAUUAGGGCAUAUUUAGUUUAAUAUGAUGCUUGUUAUUUAUUAUAUUAAAUGAUGAAUGUUGAAUUUAUCAUUAAAUGUUUCUUAAUAAAAGAAAAAGAAUAUGUACAUUUAUUAGAUUAUGUUCAUGAGGACAACACAAUUUGCAAUUAUA